AUGAAAGACUUUUUAAAUAGAAUCCUUAGUGAUUCUUAUAAUUUUAAUAAACUAGAUCGAGUUCUAGAGCUAAAAUUAGUGGAUAUUCAGGAGAAAUAUGAAAGUGGUCGGAAGGUUGAGGAUUUGCUGAUUUUUAGGGAGGAACUGUCCAGGGUUCGGGAGCUCCUUCUCAGUGAGGACCUGUGUAAAAUAUACAAAAGCUGCAAAAUAACUUCAUUUCUGCUGAGCUACUCCUUUUUGCACCAUAGAGCUCUCAUACAUCAGUCCUCCGCUUCCAAUGUGCCCAGCGAGGACUCACACAGGGGCUCUAAGGAGGAGAGCCAUAACCCUAGCAGGGAAGAUCGGGUAUAUCGCAUCAGUGACGAGUGGAAUAAGUUCAUUGGGGAAUUGACGAACACCGCCUUGGAUUCAACAGGCUCACACAUUGACAACGCCUUGGUUGGCUCUCAUCUGGUUUCCUUGCUCCACGACUUGACCCUCUAUCUGACUCAUAAACAGUUUAACAGGGCCUAUAAAACCCUGGUAACAACUCUUUACGGGGGCGUUGUUAAGUUUUCGAAUUCUCUGAGCUAUGGUGGCAACCUGGGUGAACUCAACGACAAGUUAAACGAGGUGAUCUUGACGAUUCUGAGCUACUAUCACUCCACAAAUCAACUACUAAAUGAGCACAUCGACCAGAUUGAGAAACUGUGCAGCACCAGCACUAUCAGUAGUGCCACUAGGGCUUCUAAUCUCUCGGAUAGGGCCUACAAGGGGGAACGAAACUGGGUGAAGGGGGCAUACGACUUAAUGUUGAAGGCAAACAAUAACUAUUUAACGAGUCGUUUGAACAGUCUGGACUCUGUGGAUGUGCCAUUUUUGACAUAUGCGCUCAGUGUCGCCGGCUCCAGGGGUAGCACCACUUGUUCUGGGGACGCCACUGACCUGAAUCUGUUUAAUAUUUACCAGCUAAUCGUUAAGCUGAUAAGGGGACUUGAAAAGAGCACAAAUAUUGCCAGCGGUUCAAGAGGUGCCGGUAUUUCUGGAACUAUUGGCACUGGUAUUCUGGAAACAUCCCACAAGGCCGUGCAACUGUUUGAUUUACUCAACUCAGUGGUCGGACUUCUGAACAAGGACCUCGUCCUGCUCCACCUGAAUAAGGUGGCAGAAAUCGUCAACCUGCUCUUUCAAUCUCGGUUCAUUUUGGAAAAUCACUCGGGGCAUUUGCUGGAGCUACUUAAGAGCCUGACUGACUACUGUGUCAACUUCAGGUCCCUCAUCAACUUUAAGCUUUUGGCCGACCUUGUUGAGGCUGCAACUAGUAACGCUGCGCCUGAGGACACUCAGAAUCUUCACAGAAUCCCUGUGGAUUCCUUCAGGCUAUUUGCUUACUUAAUUGACGAGGGCAGUUUGGAAUCCUGGGUGGGAAGGCUAAUGUACGACGACCGGGUAAACUCGGUUCUGUUCGACCAGUAUCUUUCGAAUAUCCUGACACGCAGCGCGGACUUUGACCACUCUUUGCUCCUGAGGGUCUACGGCGUGGUCAGAAAAGCUGGGAAUAAUGGGCUGAUCGGCCAGUUACAGUUCCUACUAUCGCAUUAA
Messenger RNA from Theileria orientalis strain Shintoku, 1581 nucleotides. RefSeq lists its product as hypothetical. The coding region runs from base 1 to 1581 and encodes 526 amino acids. NCBI's taxonomy places the organism in Eukaryota, Apicomplexa, Aconoidasida, Piroplasmida, Theileriidae. The transcript has 5 exons. The record is from RefSeq and is a predicted model, not a curated record.